This is a messenger RNA of Daktulosphaira vitifoliae (grape phylloxera), 553 nucleotides long. Its product is annotated as ADAMTS-like protein 2. The transcript is spliced from 3 exons. The record is from RefSeq and is a predicted model, not a curated record. Lineage: Eukaryota; Metazoa; Arthropoda; Insecta; Hemiptera; Phylloxeridae. The annotation marks the transcript as partial.
CUGCGAGGAGGACGUGCGUCGUCGUCAUAACCGUCGUGCCGGUAGAUACGAUGAUCACGUGUAAGUUGUCUUCAACUUUCAACACCACAGUAUAUUUGAUUUUUAAAAACCUACAUUUUACUUUGUUUUAAAUGUAAAAGAUAUAAUUCUAUAAUGUGGUUAAUAAAUAAUAGUAAAAAUUUGAAAUAAAUAGUUUAUUAACAUGGAAUGUGCAAAAUUAUUAUGGUUAAUUUUUGUUUCAUCAAGUUUUACUGUUGCCAACAACCAGGAGAAAAAGGUCGCAGUAAAUCAGAAAAGAUCUGCAAUUAUUGCUGUAUAUGAAAACAAAAGAACAUCAAAUAUAUAUUUCAAUUCAUCAUUAAAAUCAAGUAAUGAAAAUGAUCUUGGAGAAUGGUCUCAAUGGUCUUCUUGGACUCCAUGCUCUACAUCUUGUGGUUUAGGAGUUACGAAACAAACAAGGCAUUGUUUAAAGAAGCCUGUCAACGUNAUCUUGUGGUUUAGGAGUUACGAAACAAACAAGGCAUUGUUUAAAGAAGCCUGUCAACGUGAAAAG